Messenger RNA from Podospora pseudopauciseta, 387 nucleotides. RefSeq lists its product as uncharacterized. Lineage: Eukaryota; Fungi; Ascomycota; Sordariomycetes; Sordariales; Podosporaceae. The transcript has a single exon. The record is from RefSeq and is a predicted model, not a curated record. The coding region runs from base 1 to 387 and encodes 128 amino acids.
AUGACCCCUUACAUAUACUGCAGCGAUGACUCUUCACUUGACGAGUUUAAUGGUGAAGAUCCUGUUGUUGGUGACUCUGGGACUGUCGAAGAGUCUGGCCUCAAAGAAUUGCAUGCAGACCCCAAUGACUGCGACAGUGGUUAUGUGAACAAGGAAAAGGUGGUCAGUGAGGGCCUUAACGACAACAGCGUUGAGAUACCCAGUGUUAUCAAAGACGGCAUUCGUCAGGGUGGUUUCUCUUACGAUCCAAUCGACCUCGGCGGACCAAGUUUUCGCCUCCUGCGCCUUCUGAAAGGCCGCGAUCCAUUAAUCCCAUGCGAAUUGUUUACAGCACGCUUGCAAGACCGGGAGAGGGUGAUAUCUUAUGAGUCAAUCUCCUACGUCUAG